Molecule: messenger RNA, 442 nt
Organism: Brassicogethes aeneus
Lineage: Eukaryota; Metazoa; Arthropoda; Insecta; Coleoptera; Nitidulidae
Source: the annotation of a GenBank genome assembly
GUUCGAACAUAACCUAAAAAACUGUUAAAAAUGUUGACUUUACUACGUAAAAUAACACCAAAACCUUCUCUAGUUUCUAGAGUUGUUACCCUACAAUACUCAAAUGAUGCCCCUAAUUUUGAUAUGGAAAAUCCCUUUGAAAAAGAGAAGAAAUCCUGUAUCCUCUGCAAGAAUAACAUAAUUCCAGACUAUAAAAACGUUAAACUAAUAUCGCAAUUUCAAUCACCGUACACUGGAAGAAUAUAUGGCAAACAUAUAACAGGGUUAUGUUCGACACAGCAAAAAUUGGUUGAAGCUGAAAUUGUUAAGGCCCAAACUGCAGGUUUGAUGGCAACAUACCUUAAAGAACCUUGCUAUCUGGGUGAUCCCAAGUUAUUUAACGUGGAUAAACCAUUUAGGCCACACAGAUUCUAAAUUUAAUACUUUAUAGGUUAGGCUGUAA